This is a messenger RNA of Onthophagus taurus, 1472 nucleotides long. It is a transcript of the gene Arf51F, whose product is annotated as ADP-ribosylation factor 6. Gene Ontology annotation, molecular function: GTPase activity; GTP binding. NCBI's taxonomy places the organism in Eukaryota, Metazoa, Arthropoda, Insecta, Coleoptera, Scarabaeidae. The record is from RefSeq and is a predicted model, not a curated record.
CAUUUCGUGAAUGACAUACAGACCAACAAAUAAUACAACCACCAACCGCACAUAGUGUGUACUAGUACCAAAGUCAAUAUGGAGUGUUUUUCAUCAACGUCACGUCAAAAACAACACGAACUGUGAUAAUAAACUACUUGAUGUUUAAGGGUCCCGUUCCACCAUGGGUAAACUCCUAUCAAAAAUUUUUGGUAAUAAAGAGAUGCGCAUUCUGAUGUUAGGUUUGGACGCUGCGGGUAAAACCACAAUAUUAUACAAAUUGAAGCUCGGUCAAUCCGUAACAACAAUUCCAACAGUUGGUUUUAAUGUUGAAACAGUUACGUACAAAAAUGUAAAAUUUAAUGUUUGGGAUGUUGGCGGUCAAGAUAAAAUUCGUCCAUUAUGGCGUCAUUAUUAUACUGGAACACAAGGUUUAAUUUUUGUUGUUGAUUGUGCCGAUAGAGACCGAAUAGAUGAAGCGCGACAAGAAUUACAUAGGAUUAUUAAUGACAGAGAAAUGAGGGAUGCGAUUAUUUUGAUUUUUGCGAACAAACAGGACUUACCUGAAGCGAUGAAACCACAUGAAAUUCAAGAAAAACUUGGUUUGACACGAAUAAGGGAUAGGAAUUGGUAUGUUCAACCAGCUUGCGCUACUACUGGAGAUGGUCUGUACGAAGGUCUCACGUGGUUAACAAGUAAUCAUAAGUUAUAGUAAAGAAAGAAAGAAAAGUUUUUUUUUUGCAGUAACUGGGGAGUAAAAAAUUAGACAAAAAAAAUAAGGGUAAAAAAAUUGAUCUGCACAUAUUGGGUUGGUGUAACCCAAUAGCCAUAUUAUAAAAUCUGAUUUUUAAGAGAAAAUCAAAAUGGCGGAUUACUCUUAUUUUUGGGUUCCCUGUAUUUUGUAAAUAAAUAAAUAUAAUAAAAAAACGCUCGUAAAACGAUGUAAUGAUAUCCUCAAUUGUUUUAUAUUUGUAAAUGAGUAUAAAUGAUUAACGCAUUUUUCUAAACGAAAUAAGCAAGCAUUAAAACUACUCCUCAAUUUAUUAUUACUGUUUACUUUUGUUACUUUUUUUUUUCUCAUUUUCAUUUUUUUUUAUACUAGACCUAAAAAAUAUUAGAUAAUUUAAUGAAUUUCACGAUGUAGGCAAUAUUAUUUCCAAUAUGCAAAUAAAAAAGAAGUGAAAUUGGAACCUAAAAAUGUUUCAACUAUUAUAUAUUUAUUUUUUAUUAUUCAUAUAUAUAUAUAUAUAUUUUUUUUUGUAUAGGAUUAUCAGAAAAAAACCGUGUCGAUGUAGAAUAUUCCUUAAAAAAGCAUUUUUAUUUUUCAUAGUCAAGUUUUUUUGAUAAUAAACCUGCUAAUUCCAACCAAAACAGAUUUUUUUAUUAAUUUUUAAGGUUGUAACUAAAUAUACUGACAAAAAUUAGGUAUAAAGCAAAUUACCCAAACAUACCCCCAACCAAGAAGAACAAAAAAUAAACAAUUAAUAAAUUUA